AAAAAAUAAUAAUAAUACAAAGAAUAAAAAGGCACAGAGGCAUUCUCAUAGCUUCGGAAGGCCGCAACGAAACCCUAACGCGCCCAGUCAAUAAGUUCUUCCCCUCUCUGCCCUCCCCUACUCCGCUCCCCUCUAUCCUCUUUCAUUCGUGGGAGCCGACGAGAUCGUCUAUUUCACUUCCCUUUUAUUUUUCUGGUCGCCUUCAAUCGGUAGAAAGCAAGACGGAGUAAACGCAAACGAAUUUACCCUCGUUGUUGAUUCUUUGGUGAGGUUAGGGUAAAGCCAAACAAUGUCCUCGGACUCGGCGGUAGCAUCGCCGGCGCGCAAGAAGCCGCGGCGGAGGUGGUGGGAUAGUGGAAUCGUUUCUGGUUCCAAAAAGAAGGUGACCGUCGCUCUGAUGGGUCGAAACAACAAGACGGCGGCCUCCAAUGACAACAACGACACCAACCCGGGAAUCCGCACCGCCACCGUUACCGUCGUCGCCCCCAACUGCGAUUUUCGCGGGAAAUUCUCGACUAUGGGUCUCGCAGUCGUGGAUUCGAAAUUAUAUGCUUUUGGUGGUCGUGAGAUAAAUUUCUCUCCUUCUGGCUAUGACGAUCGUGAUGAUGAUGGCUUCUUGUACUGGAAAUAUCCGCUAGAUGUAUUCGUCUGCGAUCUUGGAACGGACCCCGACAUCCAACAACAACCACUCAAGUUUCAGCAAUACCCAGCUCUGCUGAAGGGACCCAAGGUCGAGCCGAUCCACGUUCCUUACAAUGACAAGAUUUUCAUCUUGUCGAGGCUUUAUGACCCCUUGUCGUCCAGCGACCUCUAUGCUCCUUGUGAGGUUUUGGACCUCAAGGAUAUGUCCACGCAAAUCGUUGAUCUGCCAUUGGAUAUGUGGGAUCCCAAUUUGAUCCUACGGUACGAUGGGCUUCCAGAUUACCUGGGUCAUGUAGUUGUAGGGAGGGAAUUGAUUGUUUAUAUGCACACUUUUGUUGGCUCCUCUGUGUUUGCUCUUGACAUGGAAGAGCUAAAGUGGCGUCGCAUCAUGACUGAGCAUGCUGAUCAUGAUGACAUCUCACCUAUGAGGCCCAACCUGACGCUGAUGAUGUACCCAUGGGAUCGGCUUCCUGAGGCGCACUGUUCGAAUCUUGUUCACAAUGGUCGGUUGUUUAUGGUGAGCAUGCCGGAUCAUCGCCCCUUCCAAGUCAUCCGUGUUAAGUACGUGUCGAAUCCUUGGGCGAGUUAUGAUCAUCUGCUGCUGCAGCAGGAGCAACACAAGACUAGGGAUAUGCGUCAUCUUUCUGAUUAUGCUCUUCGUCUUGUACCGGCUGAUUGUAAAUUUGGGGACGCAAGGGUGGUUCCUUUUGGAGAUGGUGAUGUCUACUGUCUUUUUCUCUGGUGGGGACUUACUACGUACGAACUGAGGAGCCAGUUCAAGGUUUGCAAGUUUAGAUUGGUUGGCGAAGAUGGUGGUUGUGAAAUCUUUGACACGGUGGAGGAUUUCAGUGCUUUUUCACAUGAUUUUGAUUCCUCUCGUGUCACGGCCUUUACUCACACCAGCUAUAUAGAGAUGGGUGUUUAUUGAAGGAGCUGGAUUGCUCAGCCAUGUGAAAUCGUUGCAUCGGAUUCUCUCUAUAGUGGUACCGGUUUCGUGCUCGUAUCUGGGUUGUUCUUCCAAUCGGUAACCUUGGUGUUCAAUUCUCCUAUAAGCUCUAGGGUAGCACCAUAUGGAGAUGGUUGAUACUCUCAUAUUUUUGGAAGCCAUAGGGUUCCAUGUUUCAAAUCUACAAACACACUAAAACAUAAAAGACGAAGAUCAAAUAAAUACAAACCAUGCUUUGAGGUGAAGAGUGGUGCAACUUACACUAAUGAGAAACACAAAGUAACUACACAAGAACACAAUGACAAAUACCACACUCAUACAAACACAAGGCUAAACUAAUAGCUCUAAACCUUUCACAAUCACCUAAAUACUUCUCGACAAUGGCGCCAAAAACUUGAUAGCAUUGAAGCUCAACUCAUGUUAUAAAACUAGGCUUGUCAACAAUAUUAAUUACUCUAAUUUAUGACAAGUACACCCUACAUUGGUGAAGUAGUAGAGUGGUGACUAACGACUAAGGUCAUAUUCCACGGGGCCUUCAAGUCUACUACUUCUAUUGGCUUCAAGCUACUAUUUAAUCAACAAGAUGGAAGAUUUGAACGUGAAUUAAACUAAACUAACAUGAAAAGAAAAGAAAAAAAGACUAACUGCUAGGGUGAUCAAUAGAGGGAAGAUGUUGUUUAGGGUCGAAUCCCUUUAGACUAGCUUUAGUGACACUUUAGUAAGGUUCAAGAAUUUCAUUUGGUCCAAUUUAUCCAAAAAUUGGGGCCAAAUUUGGCCCAGAAACGGACAAAAAGUCCAAACUUGCGCGGGCCCACAGAGUGAGGAGAGGCAGAAGCGCCCCAUGUGUUGCGCCCCUACUUUUUGCCCGUUGGAAAAAUAAAUAAAUAAAACAAAUUUACUUUUCAGCGCCUAUACUCUCCUCCAACGGCUCUUUCAUCUCCAACAGCUAGUUGUUUUUGCCAAAUUUCUCUAUAACUACUACCAAUUCAUUCACUUCUACUUCAUCUCUUCCAUUUUUUUCUCCCAAUUCUCUCCAAUUGUGGUACUCAUCUUCUUCUCAUAGAAAAAAAAUCUCUUCCUCCCAACGCCUGGUUAUGUCUCAAAGCAAUCGCCCACCAAAUUGGAAGGAGGAAGAAGAUAGAGUUUUGUGCAAAGCAUGGAUUGAAAUUUCGGAGGAUGGUUCUGUCGGCAAUUAUCAAACUGGGCCUGAGUUGUGGAGGCGAAUUGGGGUAGUAUU
Messenger RNA from Linum tenue, 2825 nucleotides. NCBI's taxonomy places the organism in Eukaryota, Viridiplantae, Streptophyta, Magnoliopsida, Malpighiales, Linaceae. The record is from the annotation of a GenBank genome assembly.